This is a messenger RNA of Chelmon rostratus (copperband butterflyfish), 5194 nucleotides long. It is a transcript of the gene limk1a, whose product is annotated as LIM domain kinase 1a. Bases 50 to 2074 code for a protein of 674 amino acids. Lineage: Eukaryota; Metazoa; Chordata; Actinopteri; Chaetodontiformes; Chaetodontidae. Gene Ontology annotation, biological process: positive regulation of stress fiber assembly; protein phosphorylation; actin cytoskeleton organization. The record is from RefSeq and is a predicted model, not a curated record. The transcript has 16 exons. Gene Ontology annotation, molecular function: ATP binding; protein serine/threonine kinase activity; protein binding. Gene Ontology annotation, cellular component: neuron projection; nucleus; cytoplasm.
UCGACCAGAGGCGGCUGGCUCUCUCCCGGAGCUCGGUGUCGGAGAGUGAAUGAGGUUGAUGCUGCUCUGCUGCACCUGGAAGGACGAACGCAUGGGAGAGGAGGAAGCUGGAGGGAGUUUGCCCGUCUGUGCGGGAUGCAAACAGAGGAUCUACGAUGAGCAGUACCUCCAGGCCCUCAACACUGACUGGCACACCGUCUGCUUCAGGUGUUGUGAGUGCAGCGCCUCGCUGUCCCACUGGUAUUAUGAAAAAGAUGGACGGCUCUUCUGCAAGAAGGACUACUGGGCCAAAUUCGGGGAGCUGUGCCACGGCUGCAAUGACCCGAUCACCACCGGCCUCAUUAUGGUCGCAGGGGAACAGAAAUAUCACCCAGAAUGCUUCACCUGUCUGAACUGCAGGACGUUCAUCGGUGAUGGAGACACGUACGCUCUGGUGGAGAGAUCCAAACUCUACUGUGGUCACUGCUACUACCAGACCAUUGUCACCCCGGUGUCGCUGCCGGACUCGCCGUGCUCACGGAUCCCUCACACCGUCACUCUCGUGUCCAUCCCAGCCUCCGCCGAGGGCAACAACGGAUGCAGAGGGCGGGGUUUCUCCGUGGCCAUUGACCAGCCGCUCAGCCCGACCAACGGCUACAGCCCCGAACAUGGACACACCGUCAGAGUGUCCCAGGUGGAUGCAGACUGCAUCAGUCCAGAUGUGAAAAACUCCAUUCAUGUUGGAGAUAGAAUCCUUGAGAUCAACGGGACGCCCAUCCACAAUGUCCCCCUGGAUGAGAUCGACCUGCUGAUCCAGGAGACGAGCCGGCUGCUGCAGCUCACCAUCGAGCACGACCCUCACAGUCAGGGGCAGGAGGGAGGCUCCUCAGGGGCUGAAGAGCAAGUGGACGGCAUCCUGUCCACCCCUCUGUCAGAGGGCCCCAGUCCCAUCCUGCCCAUCACCCAGCCCCCCAACCCGGACAUCAACAGCCUGAGAUCACGCAUCAUCACGCGGAGCUAUAGUAUUGAUAAGUCACCAGGCUCCAGCAAUGCAGCAUCCCCCAUCUCCCAGAGAAAGGACAUCAAUCGAUCAGAGUCGCUCCGCGUCGUGUCCAAUCGGACGCACCGCAUCUUCCGCCCAUCCGACCUCAUCCAUGGAGAGGUGCUGGGGAAGGGCUGCUUUGGGCAGGCCAUCAAGGUGACCCACAAGGAGACGGGGGAGGUGAUGGUGAUGAAGGAGUUGAUUCGCUUUGAUGAUGAGACGCAGAGGACAUUCCUGAAAGAGGUGAAAGUCAUGCGUUGCUUGGAUCACCCCAAUGUGCUCAAGUUCAUCGGAGUUCUCUACAAGGACAAAAGACUCAACUUCAUCGCAGAGUACAUAAAGGGUGGCACCUUGAGGGAAAUCAUCAAGAAAAUGGACAGCAACUAUCCCUGGAACCAGAGGGUCAGUUUCGCCACUGACAUAGCUGCUGGGAUGACAUAUCUGCAUUCUAUGAACAUAAUCCACCGGGACCUGAACUCACACAACUGUCUCGUCCGAGAGAACAACACAGUAGUGGUGGCAGACUUUGGGCUGUCUCGACUCAUGGUGGAGGACAAGCACGAGGAGAAGUUGUCGCAGGGUAAACUUCCCGGCCUGAAGAAGCCCGACCGCAGAAAGAGGUACACCGUGGUGGGAAACCCCUACUGGAUGGCUCCUGAGAUGAUCCACGGGAAGAGCUAUGAUGAGAGAGUGGAUAUCUUCUCCUUUGGUAUCAUGCUCUGUGAGAUAAUUGGCAGGGUGAACGCAGACCCAGACUACCUCCCCAGGGGGAUGGACUUUGGACUGAACGUGUCCGGCUUCCUGGAGCACUACUGUCCCUCAAACUGUCCCCCCGCCUUUUUCCCUGUGGCUGCUGUGUGCUGUGACCUUGAUGCAGACAAACGGCCUGCUUUCUCCAAACUGGAAGAGUGGCUGGAGAACCUGAAGAUGCACCUGGACAUUGGUCUACCCCUGGUGUCUGAACUGGACCAGCUGCACAAGGCCUUCUGGGAGAACCACAGCAGCACGCGCCCUGAAAAUGGCCUGCACACUCACCCCGAACAGCCGGAGUAGGGCUGAACACGGCUGGAGGAGUGGGAAAUCAGAGUUAACCCCACAAGGGCAGCGGUGGCCUGCCUCGGGCGGUGCAGUGGCUGGAGGAGCCGUGUCAAUACUCCUCCGUGUUUGAAGCUGCGGGCGUAGGCUGGCUCAGGCUUAACGAGGAGACUCGGGAGGGAAAUGUGGAUCUAAAAAGCCACCUGUGCGAGCUGCACACACACACACACACACACACACACUCUCUCUCAAAGUUAAAUCAAGAGACAUUAACUACGAUAGCUUGAUUCUGCUGCACCCGAAGCUAAAGUGGAACGUGUCAUAUGCAAUUAGACCUAACUUUCAAAUCACGACUCAGCUGUUGAAUCAUUUAGAUUUGACACUAGCGCUCAUUCCAUUCAAGAAUACUUACUGUACUUACUGUAGUGUGUAUAUUCAUGUGGAUAAAGCAGUCCAAAAAACAAAGCAUUAGGCAAACCUUCAGCCUCCUCACUUUGGGCCUCUGCAGAGUACAUUGUGCAGUAUGUGUGUGCAGGUGUUUCUGUGUGAGUUUGGUUUGAUUUUUGCUUUUGGUUUGGAAAUCAAAAUUGAACAUAUGGAAAGUGCAAAGGAGAGGGGCCCGUCAAAGGCUGAGAUCAACCUGCUGUCCACUUGUACAAGUCAAACAAAUCCUUUCAAGCUUUAAAAAGCUCACUGAAGAGUGCAUGACUGUAAAUAAUGCUGUCAGGUCGUAUCCCGGUUCAUCGUGUCCCUCUGACCUCAUUUGAUCAGAAACUAGACCUACGUGUGUCUGUGGCGCCGCCCCUCUCCCUCAUUUAUUGUGUAGCACUGACUUAGCAUUGAGGCAUCGUUUGCAUAAAUCACGACGUUCUUUCACAAUUUUAAGAGCUGUUAGCGUGUCUCAUUCAUCCUGACGUGGCAUCUUAUACAAUCAAACACAUACCAGUGUACAUAGCUAGAGACAUUGUAAAUGUUUUAAAUAUUGUAAAUGUACAGACAUAUUUUCUAUACGUACGCUACAUUGCCAUAUUUUUAUUGGCUGACCAGUUGAAAUUAAGGAGAGUUAAAGUUUGACUGCAGUUAAUAGGGCACAGCUGAAAGCUUUAUUGUUUCGCUUUGGUUGGGGUUUUUUCUACUAUGUCACCACUGUGGCAAAUUUGGGGCUUUAGCAUUCGAGCAAAGAGGAAUCUUAUGGCCACAAAGUAUCUCCUACCCUCAGUUCAAGCCCAAUAAAUGUCACAUUCUGUCGUUUCCCUCCAUCAAAAAGGUAAUUCUCAACAUUUGAUUGAACUUAAUUGCAAUUCCGGAUGAUCUAACCAGAUCAAAGUUGCUGAACUACAUCGGCAUAUUACAAUAAUUCUGUGUGAUUUGAGAAUCUUCUACACUCUCGUCUCAUGUACUGUACAGUAGUUCAGGUGUCGGAAUACCAUCACCAGGUACUGCCUCAUCAUGUCAGCUGUCUCUCCUCCAGUGGAUGACCUACUGUUUGUUUACAUGUAAAUGCUAGCUGUAUAUACAUCACUGUAUGUAUGUGUCUGUCCUUACUUCCGUCUGCGUACAUUGCAUAAAUAUGCGCACCCCUCAGAAAUAAUCUCUUCCACUGUCACUGUCUCUCUUGCACCUUGUAACAUACAUUUUUCUGCCUCUAGACUAAAAAUCUUUUUUUUUCCCUGCUGUUUCCUUUUUUUUUCACUAGCUGCAUGAUGUACUAGCGAGGUCUGUUCAGCUUCUAAAUCGAGCUGUUUUUGUCUCAAAAUCAUCAUUUUGAAUAAGACAACAAAGAAUGAAAGACAAAAAUGUCAACAGAGAAAAACGUAAUGAGAAAAAAAACACAGCUUCUGUUUUUUUAUAUAUAUAACUAUAUAACCACUGAAAUCUUUUUGUAUAGAUUUGAGUACUUUAAUUUGCACUAUAUUACCAAAUGGCUGGUUGAAGCCAUGUUUGUUAAUUUCCUCUCUUGGGCUAACUUGUAAUAAGGAAACAAAUGAUGUCGGUUCAGGUUGAUAUAUGAAUGCAAGACACUGAUAGAGCCUUUCAACUGUAAAAAUGGGAUCUGGGAAAUUCAUCCUCUUGAUAGCAAAGUGUGAAGUUUCUGUGGUUUGUUUUCCAGGGUUCAGCUUUUAAAUAUAGUUGGGGCCUGUUGGAUCCCUUUUGGAUCUUAUUGGCAGUAAAAUCAUAUAUCUACAGGAAUAAUGACUGCAUUUUAGAAAUCUUUGGCAGAAAUCUCUAAAAUUUACCGUCAUGUCAGUUUUCUGGUCUUUGCUGCCAAGAGGAUGUGAUGUCUCAGCUCUGCCUGCUGCCUACAGACUGGUCCUUUGUGAAUGAUGUUCUGUGUUGUUUCUGACUGCUUGGUUUUAUAUUUGAUGCCCACAGAGGCAGCAACCACUGCUGGUCUUUCUGAUAAUAGAGCACUUAAACUGGUCCGUCUCACCUCUCACCUCCUCAUCAUACUCUUUUGGCUCAGGGCCGUACUUUACUGGAGCUUACUUCACAAUUCAGUUAAUUCAGCAGUUUAAUAGGAAAAGCAGCAUUCAACUAUAGUAGUGAGACUCAAAGAGCAUGCAACUUUCUGUCACUGUAUAGGCUAAUAACACAAAAUAUGCUUUUGUAAGACAAGCCCCUCCUGGUUGAUGUGUUCGUCCGUGGGCAUGUACUGUACAUGAGUGGCUUUGCCAUGUUUCUGUCUCCAUUCCUGUCUGAGCCAUGUCGAGCAUGUUAGGUGUGUCUGUGAGGGUGUGUUGAUGAUCAAUGAGAAUGUUGCCGCAGCACUUCUUUGCAAAGGAUCGUUACCUCUGAACAAUGCUGUGCCUUUGUUGUAAGCUAGCCUUGCCAACGACUCGAAAACGUGAACUGAUUUCCUUUUUUAAUGUAUCAUAAGUGCAGGCCUGAUUCAAGUGGAUUGAAUAUCGUUACUGAUACUAUGUUGUAUGAGAUUUCAUCUUGUUCUGUAUUAUAUUUAUAUUUUCCACAUCUCCAUUGUCAGUUUUGAUAUUUUAAUAUUUCUCUCUUUUUUUGUCCUAUUUAAUUUUUUACACAAGCUGUGAAAACAAUUCUGCACUUUAAUCCUGAAGGUGAACAUUUAGACUCUGAGGAGGCGACUGUUUUUUUUUCUUUUUGUCACAGCUAAAAAUAAAACUG